This is a messenger RNA of Fraxinus pennsylvanica, 1005 nucleotides long. Lineage: Eukaryota; Viridiplantae; Streptophyta; Magnoliopsida; Lamiales; Oleaceae. The record is from the annotation of a GenBank genome assembly.
AUGGGAGACGUUUGUUCUAUUCGAGCUCAACAUACCAUGAUACAGGCAACACCACAGCCUUGCCCAGCAAUUGCUCCCAAAGUGAUUGGAUUUAAGCAAAACAAAGAAAGAGCAGCCAUGGCGAACAGCGAAGAAUCACUGUGUAAGGCCGCCUGCGAAGGCGAUGUUGAGAAAGUAAAAUCACUUAUCGACUCAGGUGCUGACGUCACUUACUUCGACAAAGAGGGACUAACUCCGCUGAUGCACGCCGCCAACCACGGCCACGCCCAGGUUAUUAAAGCUCUUCUUGACGCCGGAGCUCCGUGGAACUCCCUCUCCCCUUCCAACCUCUCCGCCGGUGACUUCGCUAUGGAAAAUGGGCAUCAAGCUGCUUUUGACCUCCUCCUUAACACGGGGAUACAAGCAGAAUUGAUUCUUGGAACAAUUGCUAGGAAAGAAAAUGCAAAAGGUAAUUCUGAUGGCGAUUAUUUGGAAGACCGGGUUAAUUUUAGUGAGGAUAAGGUGAUGGACUCAGAAAGCAAGGCUGUCAUGAUGGCUUGGGAAAAGCCACUAAUGGAAGCUCACGCAAAAGCUAUUUGCUCCAAAGGUGGGCACAUGUUAAACAUUGGCUUUGGAAUGGGACUUGUGGACACUGCUAUACAGCAAUAUGCACCCACAUCACACACUAUUGUUGAAGCUCAUCCGGAGGUCUACGAUCGUAUGCUUCACUCUGGGUGGGGUGAAAAAGAGAAUGUGAAGAUAAUAUUUGGUCGCUGGCAGGAUGUUCUUUCUGAGCUUGAAUCGUUUGAUGGUAUAUUCUUUGACACUUAUGGGGAGUAUUAUGAAGAUAUGAGAGAGUUUCACCAACAUCUUCCAAAAUUAUUGAAGCCUGGAGGAAUAUAUUCAUUCUUUAAUGGCCUUUGCGGUGGAUUGUUUAGGAGAAGAAAUCUGGGAGGGUGUGAAACACAGAUAUUGGCAAUUGGAUACAUACUACCUUCCUGUUUGUCAAUCUAUAGAGGAUUCUGA